AUGGCCGUGGAGAUGGCCGAGGAGGGCAGGGACGUGCUGGUGCUACUGCCCACGGGGGAGCGGCUGCGGCUGGUCCUGGGGGUGCAGGCCACGGGGCGUGAGCUGUUCAGGCAGGUGUGUGACGAGGCCGGCAUCAGGGAGCCCCACUUCUUCGGCCUCUGCGUGGUCAGAAACAGCGAGUACCUGUUCAUGGACCUGGAGCAGAAGCUCAGCACGUACUUCUCCAAGGACUGGAGCCGGGAGCGGCCGGAGGGCAGGAGGUCCCGGGCCCCCUUCGUGGCCUUCCUCCGGGUGCAGUUCUACGUGGAAGACGGGCGGCUGAUCAGCACCCGGACGGGCCGGCACCUGUACUACCGCCACCUGCGGGAGCGGGUGCUGCGGUCCCAGGACGCCCACUGCGAGGAGGCCUACUUCCUGCUGGCGGCCUACGCGCUGCAGGCCGACCUGGGCAACCACAGGGCCCGCGCCCACGUGGGGCGGUACUUCGAGCCCCAGGCCUACUUCCCGCAGUGGGUCAUCGCCAAGAGGGGCAGUGCCUACCUCCUGAGGCACCUGCCCGCCCUGCACCGCGAGCAGCGGGGCCUGAGCCCCCGGGAGGCCGAGCUGCGCUUCAUCCGGGAGGCGUGCCGGCUGGCGGACGUGCCCGUCCACUUCUUCCGGCUGUUCCAGGAUAAGAAGGAAGAAAGACCUACCAUUGUCCUGGGGCUGACCCUCAAAGGAAUGCAGGUCUAUGAGGGGAAGAAGUUCAAGAUCCAGCCCGACGGGCGGCCGGCCCGCAAGCUGGAAUUCUACACGGGCUGCGCCUUCCGCUCCCGGCACCUGCUGCGCCUGCUCCGCGCCAGCCACCAGCUGCACCUGGCGCUGAGGCCCGCGCUGGCCCAGCUGCAGCGGGAGGAGGCCCAAGAGAAGUGUUACCGGGAGACGUACAUCAGCGACACGCCGGAGCUGGCCCUGCGCCCGGCGGGCGGCCGCCUCUCACUGCUCUCGGCCGACAGCCACGGCAGCUCCCGGGUGUCCGGCGUGGAGCCUGGGGAGAUGUCCGUGGACGAGCCCCCCAGGGCCGCAGCCCUCCCCGGGGAGGGGGCGUCCUGCGGCUCCAGCCUCAGUCCGAGCAGCAGAGACACAGCGGGUGACGGCGGCGGCCGGCCCGAGGGGGACACGCAGGACCUGGGGCCCCCGGGGCGCGCCUCUGGCCCCCGGGCCGUGGCCGUGGUGCGGGUCACGCUGGUCAGCAUGCGGGGCUGGAGCGCCGAGGCCCUGCACCAGAUCCCGGGGGCGGCCUCCCCCCACGCCCACGCGGACCAGCACAGCCGCAGCCUGGAGGACGUGCGUCCGCGCCCUGCCCCGCGCGCCGCCCGGAGGCCCGUGCCCACCCCGCGCAGCCGCCCCCGUCCCCGCGGCGGGUCCACGGCCGGCCUCGCCCUGGACCUCGGGGAGGACCGGCGCCCGGAGGAGGUCGUGGUGUAG
This is a messenger RNA of Eptesicus fuscus (big brown bat), 1467 nucleotides long. It is a transcript of the gene FRMD1, whose product is annotated as FERM domain containing 1. The transcript has 11 exons. NCBI's taxonomy places the organism in Eukaryota, Metazoa, Chordata, Mammalia, Chiroptera, Vespertilionidae. The coding region runs from base 1 to 1467 and encodes 488 amino acids. The record is from RefSeq and is a predicted model, not a curated record. Gene Ontology annotation, biological process: positive regulation of hippo signaling. Gene Ontology annotation, cellular component: cytoskeleton; cytoplasmic side of apical plasma membrane.